UAAAACUUAGCGUGUAUUUGUGAGAAUUUGAAUCUGCAAUGAUUGAACCCAGCGAGAGAUGCCGACGAGCCGGUGGCUGGUCGCAGAUCAAAGAAUCAGUUGACUCGAGUCUUGACCCUCCUGAAUCCUUCCGACCUUCUCUUUUUUUCUUUGCCGCGCAGGCGCCUGCCUCCUGGUUUGUGUUUGUGGAUGGCGGUCUGCAACGCCGUUGCUGAUUCAGUCUUCGAUUCCAUCAGCCGUGGUGGUUCAGAAGUGUCGGACGAUCAACUGUCGAUAGUUUCAGAUUACAUUUUCUAUACGGGAAAAAUUUGGAGCGGGCCCUCAGAAUCGUCGACUUAGGCGGUGUCAAGCGCAUUGCUGGCGAACCCAGUGGCCGAGCGCUCUUUCUGGUGGUGGGAGAAUCAAGAAGGAAGGAAGAGUACAUCUGCUUCCCCGCCCACCACUGCACCUGCUACUCUUUCUUCUACGACGUUGUCAACAAGGCCGAGCAACUCUGUGUACGGCUGCUAGUCCCUGCCCAGUCUCCCCUUGUAAGCAUCAGUUGGCUGCACGGCUCGCGGAGGUGGUGCAGGCUUACACGGAAGUGAGGGUGCCCGACGAGGAGCUGGCUAUCAUCCUCUCGAGGCUCUGACGCUUAUCUGUGGUGUAAUUUUUGUUCAAUCUCAAGAGGCAGGAAAAGAAGUGGUAAAAGAGGCAAGAUGCGAUUGAAGAAGCACAAGCGAAACCGGAAGGUGGUGCGAUUCUACUCAACUUGCUAUGGCUUUAGGGAGCCAUUCAAGGUGCUAUGCGAUGGCACCUUCCUUCAUCACCUUGUGCUUAACAAGCUCGGUUCUCCCCAGGAAGUACUCUCAUCGCUUCUCUCUGCUCGGGCUAUGCUCUUUACCACAAGGUGUAUUAUUUCAGAGCUUAAGCGGCUUGGGGAAUCCUUUUCUGAAUCACUGAAGAGCGCCCUUGGCCUCACAAUAACCAAAUGUGAGCAUCCUAAUAGAGUAUCUGCUUCCAACUGCAUUGAAGCAAUUGUAAAGGACAAUAAUUCAGAUCACUUCUUUGUUGCAAGCCAAGAUGCAGAUCUCCGAAAGACAUUUCGGGAGAUACCAGGUGUUCCUGCAAUAUAUGCAAUUAGAAAUUCUUUAUUCCUUGAUCAACCAUCAGCUUGUCACCUGCAAUUUGUGAGAAUGGCUGAAGAGGAGCGCCUACACAUGAAGGAAUUGGAACUAGAGACGAUAAAGAAAAGGGAAAAGAGGAGUCCUUCUGACCAAGAUUUAGGAGAUGGUACUGAAAAUUUAGGAGAUGCUGCAAAAGGAAGGGAUGUGCGCAGCACGCGUACAAGUUGGGCAUUUAAUAAAAAAGAUAAAUCUAAGUUCAAAAGGAAAAGGGCAAAGGGGCCAAAUCCAUUAUCAUGCAAAAAGAAGAAGAAUUCUAAAGAUCCUGCUGCUGCUUGAUCAACUGGUGCAUUGGUUGCUAUAACUCAGAAAUGGACGAAAGUCGAUAUUGCGGAAGCAGCCUCACAUCAUGCUUAUUAUGGUGUCAAGAGUAUUAGCCAACAGAGUAGGAUUUUCACUACUUUCAUAUUUGUUAAAAAAAAAAAGCUUGGAAAACGAAGUUAUUAAUUAGUUUUUGUAAUUUAGUCCGUGAGAGAAAAUAGUAAUGUGCUUCUCAAUCU
Nymphaea colorata (pocket water lily) is the source of this 1663-nucleotide messenger RNA. RefSeq lists its product as uncharacterized. Gene Ontology annotation, molecular function: small ribosomal subunit rRNA binding; zinc ion binding. NCBI's taxonomy places the organism in Eukaryota, Viridiplantae, Streptophyta, Magnoliopsida, Nymphaeales, Nymphaeaceae. Gene Ontology annotation, biological process: double-strand break repair via homologous recombination. The transcript is spliced from 11 exons. The coding region runs from base 699 to 1442 and encodes 247 amino acids. The record is from RefSeq and is a predicted model, not a curated record. Gene Ontology annotation, cellular component: nucleolus; Shu complex; small-subunit processome.